AGACCCACGUAGUCAAAAGCGACGUCAACAGGAAAUGUAAACAAAGUGAUCAUUUAUUCAAACGUCAAGUGUUUAGUGAAAAAUUUAGCCAGUUUCAUAUUUUGGUGACUAAAACAGAAGAAUUGAAGCGCACCACCAGGCGGUUUACUGUUUUCCAUACAUUUAUUGAACCAUGGAAACUCCAGAAGUGCAUAUUGAUGUUAGUGGGAACAUGGAAACACCUCCGCAGGAUACAAAAUCCGGAUUCAAUUUGGCAUCGUUUUCCAAUUUUUCCACACGUAUUCCAAGCCUGUGGGAGCUGCUUCGCUUAAGCCGGCAAAACAUACGGCCAUGGUCGGAAUUCCUACAGACUUCCAACUUCAAGACGGUUGCUAAUGUUUCUCGGCUUACGAAUCGCAUCAUCCGGAAUCUGGCCUAUUUCCAAAGCAAUUAUCUGUUUGUUUUUCUCGGAUUGAUUGUCUACUGUUUGUUAACCUCGCCACUAAUAUUGAUCGUGCUUGGCGCGGCGUUCUACGCUUGCUAUAAAAUCAAGCAGAACAGCACUCCCGUGGCUUUUUUCAGCAAACAACUGAACACAAGUCAACAGUGCGUUGCAGUGGGUGUUGCAUCGGUUCCACUGCUGUACCUGGCAGGAGCAGGAGCAGUAAUGUUCUGGGUGCUGGGUGCCUCAUUUUUUGUGAUAUCACUACACGCGGCCUUCUACAAUAUUGACGCUAUCGUUACCGAAGAUAUGGAAUCCUUCCUUUCCGAAACAGUAUGAAACUGCGAGCUGGUGUAUCGAACGAAAAGAAUCUGCUCUAAAGCCAAUUGUUGACUAUCUAUCAGCCUUUAUAUUUAUUUUUUCUCGAUUUGAAAAAUCACAUUACACUAACAAGAUGUACGCAAACGAAAUCAAAGAGCCCGUCAAUAUGAAAGCAAUGGGCCAAUAAGCAAUUUUUACUGACGAAUGAAAUACGUUUCAAAAUUUAAUAUGAAUUUUUUAACGCUAAUAAAGAAUCGAACCUCGAUACAUCUUUGUAGAUUUAACUAUCUUCAAUACUUAUUCGCAAAUUAACUAAGCGGGUGUUGUAUUAGUUAAAUAACAGCAUUUAUUUGAAUAAUAUAUUUGAAAUAUUUACCCACUGA
This is a messenger RNA of Anopheles coustani, 1125 nucleotides long. Its product is annotated as prenylated Rab acceptor protein 1. Lineage: Eukaryota; Metazoa; Arthropoda; Insecta; Diptera; Culicidae. The transcript is spliced from 3 exons. The coding region runs from base 173 to 760 and encodes 195 amino acids. Gene Ontology annotation, cellular component: Golgi apparatus. The record is from RefSeq and is a predicted model, not a curated record.